AUGAUAUAAUCCCAAAUAAAAAUAAAUAAAUAUUAUAAAUGAGGUGCCAAUCAUAUCCCCGAAAACUUGCAAAAAAGUAGUGGGAGUAGAAAUUAUAUUUUAAAGAGUGGAGGUUCACAAAAAAGAAAUACUCGAGUUGGUGUUGACAUAAGCUUUUGAGCAAAUUGUUUGUAGUGUGGAGGAGGUGCGUGUGUUUGUAGCGUGUCUUAUAUGAAAAAGUUGUGCUUCUGUUGUUUGUGUGGGCCCCAUGGAUCCUCCCAUACAUUGCAUCUUCAACAACCCUUAUUCAAUCAAUUCUCUCUGUUAAUGAUUUGCCGUUUGCCACCGAACAACAACUUAGUUUCAUCUUCCUUUCAUUUCAUUUCAGCCCAAAGUUCAAAUCUUGAUUUGCGAUUCAUCGCUUUCGAAGGAAGUUCUUGACAGACUAAAAGGAUUUGAUUUUGUGGUUUUAGGUUUUAAGGUGAAUGAAUGCCUGCUAUGUGUUUGAUCUAAAGCCUGUGUGACAAUACUGGCGGAUUAUGGAAGGAGAUCUGUCUUCAAGAAAUCUGAUGCAGAGCAACACUUCUUACAUCGGUUUCAAUUCGCAAGUUCCAAUGCGAGUCCAUCACCAUCAACAACAACAACAACAACACAACAACCCUCAUCCUAAACAAGGAUCUUCGUCUUCAUCGAUGAUUUACCCCACGAUACACGAGAAAUUCCCCCUCCCGAUAAUCGGAACGAUUCAAGAAGAUCAACCCGUUUCUUUAUUAGACUACAACAAACCCAAUAUGCCCAAAUCUCCAAGCGAAGACGAAGAGCCAAGCUUCUCAGAAGAACCAACCAAAGGCAAGAAAUCCUCUUCCUCUUCACCGUGGCAGCGUGUGAAAUGGACCGACGCUAUGGUGCGUCUCUUGAUCACAGCUGUUUCCUACAUUAGCGAGGAGGCAGCAGAAUACAGUGGCACCUCGAAGAGAAAAUGCGCAAACUUACAGAAAAAGGGUAAAUGGAAGUCCGUUUCGAAAGUCAUGGCAGAAAGGGGGCAUUUCGUUUCGCCGCAGCAAUGCGAGGACAAAUUCAACGACCUCAACAAACGGUACAAGCGGCUGAACGAGAUUCUAGGAAGAGGUACUUCUUGCGAGGUUGUAGAGAAUCCCUCCCUUCUAGAAGUUAUGGACCACAUUUCAACCAAGGCAAAAGACGAGGUGCGAAAGAUUCUCAGCUCGAAGCACUUGCACUACGAGGAAAUGUGCUCCUACCACAACGGGAAUCGGUUGCAUUUGCCGCCCGAUCCAGACUUGCAGCACUCUUUAAGAUUGGCACUCAGGAACGAUGAAGCUGAAGUGAAGAGGCAUCACUCGAACGAAGACAAUGAAGAGGUCGAUCAAGAAGAUAACGAACUUGUUCACGAUGAUAGGGCUUACGUCGUGCAAGGGAACUCUGCAAAGAAGGUGAAGCCGUGUCGGGGGCACGAGGAGUUUCAUCACCGGGGCUCUUCAAAAUCGGAUAAAGUGGUAGCUUUUGAAGGCGGAACGACGAAAAUGAAUACGGUGACCGCGAAUAGCUGGAAUCUGCAGAUAGAGGAGCAGAGAGUGCAUAUAGAAGAGCAGAUGUUGGAACUGGAGAAAGAGAGGUUCAAAUGGCAGAAGUUUUGUCAGAAAAAGGAUAGGGAAUUGGAGAUUAUGAGGAUCGAAAUCGAGAGGAUGAAACUCGAGAACGAGCGUAUGGCUUUGGAUUUGAGACGAAGGGAGAUGGGUAUUAUUGACAACAACUGAGAUGGUUUGUUGGUUGAGUUUUUCUAAGUUUUGUUGUGGUGCAAUAAACCAGUGUCUCUUGAUUCUUGAUUAUGUCUUUGGAUUGAAAGAGAUGCAGUUCAUAGUUUUAACUGUUA
Molecule: messenger RNA, 1870 nt
Organism: Erythranthe guttata (spotted monkey flower)
Lineage: Eukaryota; Viridiplantae; Streptophyta; Magnoliopsida; Lamiales; Phrymaceae
Source: RefSeq, a predicted model, not a curated record